GCUGCUGCAACCAGAACUUUGUUGCUGUUAGUGAAUUGAACUCGCCCCGAUAUUCCGCGAUGCUUGUUUAACGGGAAAUUUCAAUCUGUCAGAGUGACGUACAUAACUAUUCGUCACUCACGCCAGUCCAAGAGCAAUAGCGACGCCUUCUCAUACGUCUCGGAAUCCGUCACCAUUUUACGCAUUUUUGUCAUACUGUGUGGGAAGGAGCUUCAGUAUAGCUUUCACUUCAGAAUCAUUCUAGGACUCUUGGACUAUCAUUUUUUUCAUUUAUUGGAAGCAUUCUAAAGCAUUUUACCUUUAAAAAGAAAUUACUGAUAACGCAGAACAGAUAGAAAGAAUGAUGCUGGCAACGCGACUCAAUGAGACAGUGCAAAAUCUAUCAUGUGUUGAUACUAUUUAUUUCGUACAGAACGGGUCUAUCACUUUUUCUCAAGCUAUGGAAUUAACAAACAUAGAAAAAUGUAUCAAUCAUUUUGGCGACCACCCAAUGUGGCUGCAAAUAGCCGUGGUGGUAUCAUGUCUCAUAAUGGUUACGGUGGCAUUCCUUGGAAACACGGUUGUUAUAUGGUUGAUUUUGACAUAUCGUAUCAUGAGGACAGUCACCAACUACUUCUUGCUCAAUCUUGCAGUGGCUGAUGCUAUGGCAACUGUAUUUAACACCAUGUUUAAUUCUAUCUAUUUUUUCUACGGGAAUCAUUGGAGGUUUGGCAAUGGAUAUUGUACCUUUACACUGUUCGUCGCCCACUGUACCGUGUCCGUGCAUGUGUUAACCUUUGUGGCUAUUGCCGUCGACAGAUACAUAGCAAUAAUCCAUCCUCUGAGACCUCGUCUGUCCAAAAAGAUAGUCCUUGGAGUUAUAUGUGGAAUCUGGACGCUCUCCUCAAUGGUCGGCAUUCCUGCCAUCCUGGUUGGCGGGGUGGCACGUGUGACGGACGCUUUGAUGCCUGAUGGGUCUGCAUGGUACCAGUGUCAGAUGAACUGGGCACCAGAGAAAGACUUAUCGUAUAACAUAUUCUUGACAUCAUUUGAGUAUUUCAUCCCCUUAAUGGUUUUACUGGUGACAUACAUGAGAAUCAGUGCGAGGCUGUGGUCCGGAGAACGCAUUGGGGAGAACACGCCCACAUUACAAGAUGCCAUUCAGGCCAAGAGACGGGUUGUGAAAAUGUUGAUUGUGGUUGUACUGCUAUUCGCCGUAUGCUGGCUUCCAUACCACGUGUUCUUCUUGCUACAGUUUGAGCACGAUCACAUAUUUCACUAUGACGGAAUACAGUAUAUAUGGCUGGUUGUCUUCUGGGUGGCAAUGAGUAACACCAUGUUCAACCCAAUCGUUUAUGUUUGGAUGAACAAAAGAUUCCGCUGUGGGUUCAAAUCAUUCUUUCGCUGGCUGCCGUGCGUCCAUUACGGCAGAGAUGAAAUGAAGGUCCUGUUCAACUCCCAAGCGUCAUAUCCGUGUAUGACUUUAUCGGAGGAUUCGGCCAAUCCACCGUUCUUACUUAUGUCACGUAUGAGAUAUUCCAGGAACUAUUAAAAUUACAUUUACCAGGAAGAAAAAGUGCCCAUAAGGCUUUGACUUUAUCAUUUUGGAAAAUGGCGAAACAAACGACUGCUCUUCAUUCAAUGUUAGACGCACACAACCUUUUCUCCGAGAUCCUGGCCAUCAAACAACUAGAUACGCACAGAUAGAGGAUAAAGUGUCACUUAUACAAUCUGCUGUGAUUGCAAGAUGACAUAAUAGAACAUUUGGGCAUACAGGCAAAGAUGAAUGUUGUUUUAAUGGAUGCCUUAAUGUUGUUCCAGAAUGAACCCAUUCAUUUGUUACAAAAAAUGUCAUUUGUCAAGUUAAUUAUUUUAUCAUAUGUGAUAAAGAUUAGUCACAAGAAACACCACAGCUUCACAUGAAACUCCUGAGACAGGAGUUGUGGCAGGAAGUUAAAAAAUAUAUGAAUCUAAAGUUAAUUUAUUUAUA
Molecule: messenger RNA, 1969 nt
Organism: Lingula anatina
Lineage: Eukaryota; Metazoa; Brachiopoda; Lingulata; Lingulida; Lingulidae
Product: tachykinin-like peptides receptor 99D
Biological process (GO): G protein-coupled receptor signaling pathway
Cellular component (GO): plasma membrane
Molecular function (GO): tachykinin receptor activity
Source: RefSeq, a predicted model, not a curated record